AUGCUAGUAGCAGAGUGGAAUGCUUCCCCUGCUCGUCCUACUCUCCUCUUUUACAAUCCAUCUCAACCCAAGGGCUUCAAUUGCGACGGCAAUUCACAACAAAUCCAGCAUAAGCCAAUGUCUGACAACAGCAUUCAGCGAGCAUUGCUACCUGAGAACCCCGAUGCCAAUGUGCUCCAAAGAAAGCCGUCGCAAGGAGCCAAGCGGUUCCGAAGAUGCAGGUCGGCUCCCAGAUCAGAGACCGAUGAAAAACCACAAGAAAAUGGCUCGUCGCUUCCAGCCAAGGAGUUGUUCAGCGUGGUACGGCCCAGCUUCAGACUAGUAGGGUUCCUCCUAUUUCUCUACCUGCUAGUUGGCGUCGUAGUCUUUUACCUUGUCAUGGAUCAGUUAUCUGGCAAGAGAACCAACAGAGUGCUCGACGCACUGUACUUCUGCAUUGUCACGAUGACAUCGGUGGGCUAUGGAGACCUUGUUCCUAACAGCGACACGACAAAGCUGCUCGCUUGUGUUUUCGUCUUCACCGGCAUGGCGAUUAUUGCUCUCUUCGUGAGCAAGUCGGCAGACUAUCUCGUCGAGAAGCAGGAGGUGUUGUUCUUCAAGGCACUGCACAUGAAUAUGAAGUGUGGCGAGGCCAGAAUGCUCAGACAAAUUGAGACAAACAAGACAAAGUACAAGUUCUACACGGCCGCUCUGCUUCUUGUGACGGCCAUUGUUGUGGGGACUGUUUUUCUCUGGAAGGUUGAGAAGCUGAGCCUUGUUGACUCCUUUUAUUGUGUCUGUGCCACAAUCACUACCUUGGGUUAUGGGGAUAAAAGCUUCUCGUCCCAACUGGGGCGCACUUUCGCGGUGUUUUGGAUAAUUACAAGCACCAUAAUUCUGGCGCUCUUCUUCAUGUACCUCGCCGAGAUCUACACCGAGCGACGGCAAAAGAUGCUGGCCAAAUGGGUUCUCACACGGAGAGUAACAACCAUGGAUCUUGAAGCAGCUGAUCUGGAUAAUGAUCGGAAAGUGGGUGCUGCUGAAUUUGUCGUGUACAAGCUCAAAGAACUGGGGAAGAUCAGCCAAGAGGACAUAUCUUCUUUUCUAGAGGAGUUUGACAAACUCGACGUUGACCAGUCCGGCACACUCUCCACAUAUGACCUUACUCAGGCACAAUCCGGUCAGUGA
Triticum turgidum subsp. durum (durum wheat) is the source of this 1167-nucleotide messenger RNA. The record is from the annotation of a GenBank genome assembly. NCBI's taxonomy places the organism in Eukaryota, Viridiplantae, Streptophyta, Magnoliopsida, Poales, Poaceae.